This is a messenger RNA of Suillus paluster, 285 nucleotides long. Its product is annotated as cytochrome P450. The transcript is spliced from 4 exons. The coding region runs from base 1 to 285 and encodes 94 amino acids. Lineage: Eukaryota; Fungi; Basidiomycota; Agaricomycetes; Boletales; Suillaceae. The record is from RefSeq and is a predicted model, not a curated record. Gene Ontology annotation, molecular function: iron ion binding; heme binding; oxidoreductase activity, acting on paired donors, with incorporation or reduction of molecular oxygen.
AUGACAGAAAAUCUACGACGGGUGGAGAAGCAAGACGAGGCAUCCAAACCAAUGUUCGAGACUGCAUUAAAGAGAGCAGUUACUGCUGCUAUUUUAGCAGGUGUCCCACAUGCUACCUCGAGUGACGAUAUAUAUGAUGGUUACUUCAUCCCAAAAGGAGCGACUGUGAUAUGCAACGCAUGGGGCAUUGCACGAGAUGAAAAGCGGUACCCCGACCCGUCUCGUUUUAUGCCAGAGAGAUUCAUGGACGUCAGCGGGGCAUUGACGGAUGAUGACCCUGCGUAA